Molecule: messenger RNA, 516 nt
Organism: Morone saxatilis (striped sea-bass)
Lineage: Eukaryota; Metazoa; Chordata; Actinopteri; Moronidae
Product: E3 ubiquitin-protein ligase pellino homolog 1-like
Exons: 3
Coding region: 95-466 (123 amino acids)
Biological process (GO): protein K48-linked ubiquitination; regulation of Toll signaling pathway
Molecular function (GO): ubiquitin protein ligase activity; protein binding
Source: RefSeq, a predicted model, not a curated record
UGUGUGUACCCGCACUGAUGGAGACGCUCUGAGGGUGACAGACAGUGGGAAAGUCCUCACCCUUCCUCCUCCCUCCUCCCUGAAGGCUGCACAGAUGUUUUCGCUCGCUCAGGAAAACAUCUCCACCUCCCCUGCUUCCACCAAAGGACCGGUCAAAUAUGGAGAGCUCAUUGUGUUGGGGUGUAACGGAUCGCUUCCCAACGGCGACAAGGGGAGGCGGAAAAGUCGCUUCGCUCUGUGUCGCAGGAACAAGGCCAACGGUGUGAAACCCAGCACCGUCCACUCAUCCUGCACACCUCAGGCUGCCAAGGCGAUCAGCAACAAGGAGCAGCACAGUAUUUCAUACACGCUGUCCCGGGCGCAGACGGUGGUGGUGGAGUACACCCACGACAGCAACACAGACAUGUUCCAGGUCUGGUUCACAUAUCUUUAUCUUCUUCUAUCAUUUAGUAAACUGACUCAGUGACAUAUUUGAUGGAUAUUUCAUAUUAAAACUGUACAAUGAAUCCAAACAGU